CCCUUUCCCUGUGUCAGAGCAGGGCUUGCUUUCCCUCCCUCCUUCUCUCUGUGUCUUUCUCUUUUUCUCUUUCUCUCUGCCUUCCUCCCCACCCCCCCCAGCCUCUCCCCUUCUCCCCCUGGGCCGCAGCAGCCCCCCAACCCUGGAGCAGCCAGGCCCAAUGAAACCAAAGCCUGGAAUCUGAUCUCCGGAGCCCCUCCCUCGUCCUCCUCUCCCCACCGACCCGAGCCGCAGUGAGGAGGGGGAAAUCGAGGCUCCCAACCUGGAGAUGGAAAACUCAUCGGCGGCAUCAGCCUCCUCCGAGGCAGGGAGCAGCCGUUCACAGGAGAUCGAAGAGCUGGAGCGGUUUAUCGACAGUUAUGUGCUGGAGUACCAAGUGCAGGGGCUGCUGACAGACAAGACGGAAGGGGAUGGUGAGAGUGAGAAGACACAGUCCAACAUCUCCCAGUGGACGGCGGAUUGCAGCGAGCAGUUAGAUGGCAGCUGUUCCUCCUCCCGAGGGAAAGCCCUCUCCCAGCAGAAUGGCAACAAAGACAAGUCUCUGGACAUGCUGGGUACUGAUAUCUGGGCAGCAAAUACCUAUGACUCCUUCAGUGGAGCGACGUGGGAUUUACAGCCAGAGAAACUGGACUUUACCCAAUUCCACCGAAAACUCCGAAAUGCUCCUAAACACCCCCUCCCACACAUAGACCGAGAAGGGCUUGGGAAAGGGAAACUGGAGGAUGGGGAAGGAAUCAGCCUGAACGACAUCGAGAAAGUUCUUCCUGCCUGGCAGGGAUAUCAUCCUCUGCCUCAUGAAGCAGAAAUUGCCCAUACCAAAAAAUUGUUCAGGAGGAGGAGAAACGACCGGAGGCGACAGCAGCGUCCCCCAGGAACCAACAAGCCCCAGCAGCACACAGACCACCCACAGGGCAGUGCCAAACACAGCCGGGACCACCAAAAGUCCUACCAGGGAGGCCAGGUGCCCCAUUCCUCAGGGAGGCCGAGUCACCAUGGCUACAGCCAGAACCGGAGGUGGCACCACAGCAACCAGAAGCAUUCACCGGGUGACAAGGAAACCGCUCACAGAAACGCCAAAGAGACUGAGAACCUGAAAAUCGAGGACGCCUCCGUGUGCACAGUGCAUAUUCCCUUGGAGAUGCACCGGAGCCCUGAAGCGGCAGAGAGACAGUCCCAGCAGUUCGGUCAGGAGGUGGAGACCAAGCGGAAAGACAGUCUUCACGAGCGGAUCGGAGAGAGGCCCAAAAUUAAUUUGCUUCAGUCCUCUAAAGACAGGCUACGGCGAAGACUAAAGGAAAAGGUACCGGAUGAGGUGGCAGUGGAGACCUGCAACCCCCAGAGGAACAAGAUGGACAAGCUGAUCGAGAUCCUGAACAGCAUGAGGAACAACAGCAGCGAUGUGGACGCCAAGCUCACCACUUUCAUGGAGGAAGCGCAGAACUCCACCAACUCUGAGGAGAUGCUGGGAGAGAUCGUCAAGACCAUCUACCAGAAGGCGGUAACGGACCGCAGUUUUGCCUCCACGGCCGCCAAGCUCUGCGACAAGAUGGCCCUCUUCAUGGUGGAGGGGACCAAAUUCCGGAGCCUUCUCCUCAACAUGCUGCAGAAAGACUUCACCAUGCGGGAGGAGCUGCAGCAGAAGGAUGUAGAGCGCUGGCUGGGCUUCAUUACCUUCCUCUGCGAAGUAUUUGGCACCAUGAGGAGUAGUACUGGGGAGCCCUUCCGAGUCCUCGUCUGCCCCAUCUACACCUGCCUCAGGGAGUUGUUGCAAUCUCAGGAUGUAAAGGAGGAUGCCGUUCUUUGUUGUUCCAUGGAGCUGCAGAGCACGGGCCGGUUACUGGAGGAGCAGCUGCCGGAGAUGAUGACCGAGCUGCUGGCCAUCGCCCGGGACAAGAUGCUGUGCCCCUCGGAGUCCAUGCUGACGCGGUCCCUGCUCCUCGAGGUCAUCGAGCUCCACGCCAACAACUGGAACCCCCUGACCCCGACCAUAACCCAGUACUACAACAAAACCAUCCAGAAACUGACAGCCUGAGGCGAGGGAGAGAGG
This is a messenger RNA of Tachyglossus aculeatus (Australian echidna), 2047 nucleotides long. RefSeq names its product cap binding complex dependent translation initiation factor (gene CTIF). Gene Ontology annotation, molecular function: translation activator activity; RNA binding; protein binding. Gene Ontology annotation, biological process: regulation of translational initiation. Bases 269 to 2032 code for a protein of 587 amino acids. The record is from RefSeq and is a predicted model, not a curated record. The transcript is spliced from 12 exons. NCBI's taxonomy places the organism in Eukaryota, Metazoa, Chordata, Mammalia, Monotremata, Tachyglossidae. Gene Ontology annotation, cellular component: cytosol.